CCUGAAUGGACCGAAAUGGAGAGAGAGGAGUAUUCGACAAACAGUGCCACGGGCCCGAUUUUCGUAGCUCCAGUUGGAAAUCAGACCGCCGCGAUUGGCCGCGAGGUCGUCUUCUCUUGCAGCGUACGCAACAUAAGCAUUCGCAAAUACAAGGUUGGCUGGCUGCGCACCUCAGACCAGACUAUUCUCUCGAUUCACACUAGGAUCGUGACGCAUAAUGCACGUAUCACGGUCACCUAUGAAAGUGGGGCAAGCUCUGGGUCCGCCGGUGCAUCCGGUGGUGCUUCAGGAGUAACCGGAAGUAGCCAAGUUACGGAGGAAAUCGUCGACGGUACGUGGCGUCUGCACAUUCGCCAACUGAAGGAAACCGACAGAGAUUGUUACAUGUGCCAGAUCAACACUAGUCCGAUGAUAUCCGAGCUCGGUUGUCUCGACAUACAUGUGCCGCCCGAUAUCGUUUAUGGAGGUGACACUAGCGCCGAUUUGGCAGUGGCAGAGGGUGACAACGCGACUUUGAGCUGUCGCGCGACAGGACAUCCACCUCCGAGAGUGUCCUGGCGGAGGGAGGAUGGAGAAUCCAUUGUCAUAAGGGCUUCCACGGCAGGUGGUAGCACUUUCGAGAAGCACGAUCAUUACAACGGUUCAUUGCUGCAUUUCUAUCGUGUCGAGAGGCGGCAAAUGGGGGCGUAUCUCUGCAUCGCUAGCAACGACGUGCCGCCAGCGGUUAGCAAACGGGUGACGCUCGCUGUGAAUUUCGCACCCGUCGUAAAAGCGCCUAACCAGUUAUUGGGCGCUCCUUUGGGUACAGACGUGCAGCUCGAAUGCUACGUCGAAGCGUUUCCGAAUACGAUCAAUUAUUGGGUAAAGAAUCAACGAGGCACGGAAGACGAAAUGUUAUUGGAAGGACCGAAAUACAACGUGCGGGAGGAACGAACGGGAUACACGGUCCUGAUGUGGCUCUUAAUCAAAAAAUUUACGGAUAGAGAUGUCGGUAGUUACAAAUGCGUUUCAACAAAUAGCCUAGGAAAAGCAGACGGCACUUUGAGAUUGUAUGAAAUUAAAAUUGGCUUCGAAAGAGGAUCUCGAGUGAAGGAUCACGUAUCCAUUAUCGGUGGUUUAGCUGAGGCUGCUCAAAGUUCCGGUGCCAGCAGCGGCGUCGGCGGUUUCUACGGAAACAGCUUGUCGCACAUCCUAUCGAUGUUUUUCUUCAUACCGAUACUGUGGCCACGGUGAAGAAGGCAUCCACUACUGGUCACUGCUAAGCUACUUAGUGCCGGAUGACUUUGUGCCAAAGAAAGACAAGAAUGUAGGGAAUGCGCGCAUGCGAAAGAUAAUGAUAUGAUAGAUAUGAUAGAAGAUAUAUGGAAGUAAAAAAGUAUGCUCAAAAGAGAAAGAAAAGAAAGAAGGAAGGAAAAUGGGAGAAAGAGGACAAAGAGGGGAGAGAGAGAGAGAGAGAGAGAGAGAGAGUAAGAGAGUGAAAAUAAGAUAAUAAAUCGGAGUCUUCGGUACUCCAAAUUUUUCCUACUUUCCUUUCCUACUCUCGAGUGUCGAAGACAUUUUUAGAUCAAUGAAUGUUGUCAAUGUACGCAUCGCUUUAGAUUUGCGCUUCGCGAAUCGGCCAAGUAAAGCUCGAUUUGCGCUGUUCGUCUCAUUAAUCCGUCGGAAAACGGUACUAAACAUGAGCGCCGCGAAGGGGAUACAAGAAGAUACAUUUGUUAUUGCACUUUCUUAUCUCAUUAAAAAUAAGAGGGGAAUAGAAAAUCCACAGAAAAAAAAAUAAUAUGAAAAAUAAUGUUUUCAAUUAAACAGGAACUAAAUGCAUAAACAUUAAUUAACAUUUGUAAUAAAACUUUGAAAAAUCAAUUUUAAAAAACUCAAUAUUGGAACAAAAACUUAAAUCGUUUUAGCUGUUUAAAAAUGUUUCGAAUUUGAAUUCUUCUGAGCGCACUCUCCUGCAAGCAAUUCUCUCGGCGCCCAUGACUGAACCAAAAUUAUUUACUAUUUAAUAUUACAAUUGUAAUUCGUUUUAACAUACUUUACAUUCGAGAAAAUAUAUAUAUAUACAUAUUCGACGAAAAUGUUUACAUGACGAUCAAUGAGGAUAGCGUAAACUGUAGCCCGAAUAUAUCGUCGAUACGCAAAUUGAUGAAUUUGAAAGGAAGGGGAGUUUGCCAUCGCGGGAAAAUGCUUUAUGAAUCGAUAAUAAUCAACGGUCGUUUUGUCAAUGAUUUAUCGUGCUGCUGACUGACUUUGAACGUCGGAAAACUUUGAUGUUUCGAAAUAAAACUAAGAAUCGAACAUUGUA
This is a messenger RNA of Acromyrmex echinatior (Panamanian leafcutter ant), 2305 nucleotides long. Its product is annotated as lachesin. The record is from RefSeq and is a predicted model, not a curated record. Lineage: Eukaryota; Metazoa; Arthropoda; Insecta; Hymenoptera; Formicidae. Gene Ontology annotation, cellular component: neuron projection.